This is a messenger RNA of Paramormyrops kingsleyae, 1550 nucleotides long. RefSeq names its product SWI/SNF related BAF chromatin remodeling complex subunit B1b (gene smarcb1b). Gene Ontology annotation, biological process: chromatin remodeling. The record is from RefSeq and is a predicted model, not a curated record. NCBI's taxonomy places the organism in Eukaryota, Metazoa, Chordata, Actinopteri, Osteoglossiformes, Mormyridae. Gene Ontology annotation, cellular component: nuclear chromosome.
CGUAGAGGGUACGCCGUUAACUUUGCGCAUGCGCAAUGGUUCAUUUCUCACAGCCAAGAUGGCGCUAAGCAAAACUUUUGGGCAGAAGCCUCUUAAAUUUCAGCUAGAAGAAGAUGGGGAUUUUUACAUGAUUGGAUCAGAGGUAGGAAAUUAUCUGCGCAUGUUCAGGGGUUCCCUGUACAAAAGGUACCCAUCACUCUGGAGGAGACUCGCUUCGGUGGAGGAAAGAAAGAAAAUAGUAGCGUCGUCACACGAUCAUGGUUACACAACUCUAGCCACCAGUGUGACUCUGCUGAAGGCAUCUGAAGUGGAGGAGAUCUUCGAGGGCAAUGAUGAGAAGUACAAAGCCGUGUCCAUCAGCACAGAGCCCCCAGCCUAUCUCAGGGAACAGAAGGCGAAACGGAACAGCCAGUGGGUCCCCACACUUCCCAAUAGCUCACACCACCUGGAUGCUGUGCCCUGCUCCACCACCAUCAACCGCAACCGCGUGGGCCGUGACAAGAAGCGCACCUUCCCCCUCUGCUUCGAUGACCAUGACCCUGCUGUCAUCCACGAGAACGCCACCCAGCUGGAGGUCUUGGUCCCCAUCCGCCUGGACAUGGAGAUCGAUGGACAGAAGCUGAGGGACGCCUUCACGUGGAACAUGAAUGAGAAGCUCAUGACCCCGGAGAUGUUCGCCGAGAUCCUGUGCGACGACCUAGACCUGAAUCCCUUGACCUUCGUCCCCGCCAUCGCGUCGGCCAUUCGCCAGCAGAUCGAGUCCUACCCCACGGACAGCAUCCUAGAUGAGCAGACAGAUCAGAGGGUCAUCAUCAAGCUGAACAUCCAUGUGGGGAACAUCUCCCUGGUGGACCAGUUCGAGUGGGACAUGUCGGAGAAGGACAACUCGCCGGAGACAUUUGCCCUUAAGCUGUGCUCCGAGCUGGGUCUGGGCGGCGAGUUCGUCACCACCAUCGCCUACAGCAUCCGCGGCCAGCUCAGCUGGCACCAGAGGACGUACGCCUUCAGCGAGAACCCCCUCCCCACCGUGGAGAUAGCCAUCCGCAAUACAGGAGACGCCGACCAGUGGUGCCCCCUGCUGGAGACGCUGACGGACGCUGAGAUGGAGAAAAAAAUCCGAGACCAGGAUAGGAACACUAGGCGCAUGAGACGUCUUGCGAACACGGCGCCAGCCUGGUAAAAAAGAAUCAAACCGAAGCGUGAUAUUGUAUAUAAAGACUGCUAAGGGGUGCCGGAGGUGGCCCCCAGGGGCCCCCAGGGGCCCCCAGGCGCUUGCUAGGCGCCGCCCGUCAAGCUGCACCAGAGACAUCGCCCCAGACUCUGCUGAAGGCCUCGCCUGUUCCCGCUCGAGGCAGACGGACCGCCGCGGUCAUGCUGACCAGGCUCCGCCCCCCGCCCCGCCCCCUUUCCGUCGCCUUCCUCUGAGCCUGACUGCCGUCCCGCCUCGCCUCUGCGCGGAGGCUGUCAGGUGGUCGUUUCCUUUUGUAUAGCUGCUGUGGUCUGUUUUACUGAGUAAUGCCUUUUUAAAUAAAGUCUAUUUAAAAUGCCUA